Durusdinium trenchii is the source of this 612-nucleotide messenger RNA. Lineage: Eukaryota; Dinophyceae; Suessiales; Symbiodiniaceae. The record is from the annotation of a GenBank genome assembly.
AUGAAAAAUCGUCAGCGUCGGUGGAUGCUGGAUGGGCUGAAGCACUUAGGAGCACCCAUCGUGUUCGCCCAGCUCGUGUCCUUGAUCUUUGCCGUGGACGGCUUGGAUUGGUCAUCGCCUGGUCAGCAUGUUGAGACAUUUGCUGGAGCCAUGUCAGUGACGCGCGGAGAGUGGCAGGUUGGUAGGAAAGCAACCCCACUCGACAUAGAGAUCGACCCUGUCGGCAUGGAUCUGACGACAGACCAGGGAUUCGCGAACGCUUUGUUUCAAGUAGCAAACUUGGAGCCUGGUUCAGCAUCGAUGAGCGCGCCUGUUUGCUCGACAUUUGUGUUCAUGAGCUUCGGCUCACGCCUGCGCAGCAAACUCAACCCGUUGGGGAAGGUCGACCUGGAGUGCGUCCGCGUGGGCAAUUUGCUGGCAGCGCGUGCAUGCGUACUGUGCCUUUUGUGCGCCUGUGGUUUGGUGGGUGUUGGAGCAGCCGGCCAGCUCCACACUGGAGUACUUGCCAAUCUUUCAAGACAUGGUGAGAAUGAUCCCAUGCAGGCGCCUUCACAUCUUCAUGAGCCAUUACGGCGGCCCUACAAAGAAGCCGACUUACCUCUAUUCCAGUGA